Molecule: messenger RNA, 1091 nt
Organism: Talaromyces stipitatus ATCC 10500
Lineage: Eukaryota; Fungi; Ascomycota; Eurotiomycetes; Eurotiales; Trichocomaceae
Exons: 2
Coding region: 1-960 (319 amino acids)
Molecular function (GO): nucleic acid binding
Source: RefSeq, a predicted model, not a curated record
AUGGCACCACCCCUUGCACGAUCAACAGUUCAACUCAUAUGUGAUAUGCUAAGAAGUGAUGAGCGUGUAUCUCGGAUUGCGCGUACUGCUGAGUGUAGUCGCAAAGCAGUCUAUUAUAUUCGAUCGAACCUUGAACGGUUUGGAAAUGCGAAAGCUCCGCCAAACCGCCCCAGGCCACAGCGAAUAAUCACGCAAACUAUGCUGAAAGCAUUGUGUGAUCAUCUCCUGGAAAAGCCGACAUUAUAUUUAGAUGAAAUGGCGGUCUUUCUGUCUGAUGAAUUUGACAAAGAUGUGGCGAUUAGCACCAUCAGCAGGACACUUGCCUCAAUUGGUUGGUCUAAAAAGGUAGUACGGCAGAAAGCAAAAGAGCGCAAUCAAGACUUGCGCGAUGAAUAUGUUAAUUAUAUUUCAGACUUUAGCGCAGACCAGUUGGUGUUUGUGGAUGAGUCAGGAUGUGAUAAACGUGCAGGAUUCCGACGAACGGGCUGGUCACCUCUGGGCGUGGCGCCAAUCCAAAUAUGCAAAUUUCAUCGUGACCGACGCUAUCAGAUUUUGCCUGCAUAUGCUCACGAUGACGCCACGAUGUUUGAGGACUUUAUUGAACAGCUUCUUAAACAUUGUGGAAAAUGGCCGGAACCGAAAUCCGUUCUAGUCAUGGAUAAUGCAUCCUUUCAUCACUCGGACCGAGUAAAGGAGAUGUGCUCUAGAGAAGGAGUGAAGCUGGUGUACCUACCACCGUACUCACCGGAUCUUAAUCCUAUCGAAGAAUUUUUUGCUGAGCUCAAGGCCUUUAUAAGGCAAAAUUGGCAAGUUUAUGAGAAGGACCCUGAUCAAGGUUUUGAUCACUUUCUGGAAUGGUGUGUUGAGAUUGUUGGUGCGCGAGACCAGAGUGCCAAAGGCCAUUUCCGACAUGCAGGUCUGGUAAUAGAGGAAUAUGCAUUGGAGAACUGUAGUGUUUAACGAUGUCACGAAAUGCGGUCAAGUAGAUCAAUCUGGCGGGUCUUUACACUUGAUUGCAAAACCAGUGCGCGCUUCUAAUAUACUGGUGCUGAGCAUGAGAAUAUUACGCGGAGCCGAUGAGAAUAAUACUA